CCUGAAGGCCCCGCCCCUGCCUCCUCCCCUCUCCGCUCGCUGCUCCCGGAGUAGUUGGUGCCAGUGAAGUGAGGGCGGCGAUGAGAGCGAAAGUUGCGCUCGGCUCGUCGCUGGGUGCUUGAAGCGGCUCCACGCUCUACCCGUCUGGGCCUCCCCCGACUCGGACUCGCGCCCGUGGGCUCCCGUAGCGCCCGCCCGGCCCCGCGCCCCCUCCCCCGGCUCGGCGCCCCCUCCUCAGGAGCCGCGGGUCCCCGCCACUUUCGCACGGCCCCGGCCCCCGCCGAUGCCGGCCAUGGUGGAGAAGGGCCCCGAGGUCUCAGGGAAGCGGAGAGGGAGGAACAACGCGGCCGCCUCCGCCGCCGCCGCCUCCGCCGCCUGCGCCUCGCCAGCCGCCACUGCCGCCUCGGGCGCCGCCGCCUCCUCCGCCUCGGCUGCCGCCGCCUCGGCCGCCGCCGCCCCCAAUAAUGGCCAGAAUAAAAGUUUGGCGGCGGCGGCGCCCAAUGGCAACAGCAGCAGCAACUCCUGGGAGGAAGGCAGCUCGGGCUCGUCCAGCGACGAGGAGCACGGUGGCGGUGGCAUGAGGGUCGGACCCCAGUACCAGGCGGUGGUGCCCGAUUUCGACCCCGCCAAACUGGCAAGACGCAGUCAAGAACGGGACAAUCUUGGCAUGUUGGUCUGGUCACCCAAUCAAAAUCUGUCAGAAGCAAAGUUGGAUGAAUACAUUGCCAUUGCCAAAGAAAAGCAUGGGUACAACAUGGAACAGGCUCUUGGGAUGCUCUUCUGGCAUAAACAUAAUAUCGAAAAGUCGUUGGCUGAUUUGCCCAACUUUACCCCUUUCCCAGAUGAGUGGACUGUGGAAGAUAAAGUCUUAUUUGAGCAAGCCUUUAGUUUUCAUGGGAAAACUUUUCAUAGAAUCCAACAAAUGCUUCCUGAUAAAUCUAUAGCAAGUCUGGUAAAAUUUUACUAUUCUUGGAAGAAGACAAGGACUAAAACUAGUGUGAUGGAUCGCCAUGCCCGGAAACAAAAACGGGAGCGGGAGGAGAGUGAGGAUGAACUGGAAGAAACAAAUGGAAAUAAUCCCAUUGACAUUGAGGUUGAUCAAAACAAGGAAAGCAAAAAGGAGGUGCCCCCUACUGAGACAGUUCCUCAGGUCAAAAAAGAAAAACAUAGCACACAAGCUAAAAAUAGAGCAAAAAGGAAACCUCCUAAAGGAAUGUUUCUUUCUCAAGAAGAUGUGGAGGCUGUUUCUGCCAAUGCCACUGCUGCUACCACGGUGCUGAGACAACUAGACAUGGAACUAGUUUCAGUCAAACGACAGAUCCAGAAUAUUAAACAGACAAACAGUGCUCUCAAAGAAAAACUUGAUGGUGGAAUAGAACCUUACCGACUUCCAGAGGUCAUUCAGAAAUGUAACGCACGUUGGACUACAGAAGAGCAGCUUCUCGCCGUACAAGCCAUCAGAAAAUACGGCCGAGAUUUUCAGGCAAUCUCAGAUGUGAUCGGGAACAAAUCAGUGGUACAAGUGAAAAACUUUUUUGUAAAUUAUCGACGCCGCUUCAACAUAGAUGAAGUUUUACAAGAAUGGGAGGCAGAACAUGGUAAAGAAGAGACCAACGGGCCUAGUAACCAGAAGCCUGUGAAGUCCCCAGAUAAUUCCAUUAAGAUGCCUGAAGAGGAAGACGAGGCUCCUUCUGUUCUGGAUGUCAGAUAUGCAUCUGCCUCCUGAGAAACUCUGGUGGCUUUGAACACUUGGUGUGGACUACUGUGUUAUCCGGGAUAUCAGGUAUUACGAGACAAACAUCACCUAGCCAUCUGCAUCACAUCUCUCUGGACAAGCAGCUAUUACCAAAAAAGGCAUAUACUUCCAGUCCUGUGCUCCAUCUGCCUUAAUUCUUUGCUCGUUCCUCCAUGUUGGCGCCACUUCCCAGAGAGCUCCACUGCAUCCCACACUCUGCCCACGUGCUGGGGAAAUCUCAUGGCCUGCACAUCUCUUGUGACUCUGGGAACCGCCUCCCCCGCCGGAGCCCCUGAGCCCCACCAAUGGCAGCUCUUCCCAGUCAGCAGCUUCAGAGCAGGCAGUCUCCUUGGAAGGCCCGACUCUGUUCCUGCAUGGCCUGCAAUUUCUACUUUGUGCAUAGAGUAAUUUUCAGAGUAACCGCGACCCUGUUGGCCUUCUAGAAAGUUUGUCUUUUUCUUUUCUGAGACAACCACCUAAGUGAUAAUAUGCUUUUUUGGAAAUCAAUAUAUAUUGCCGGACUGCAUCAUGACCUUUAUCAUGCCAAGCAUCCUGAUGCAGCUCACAUUUCCCUAAAUAUGGGGUAUAGGUAUGGUUUAUAAAUGGAGUUGGCUUAAACCUCUCCCUUCUCCCUUCCCAAGUGUCACAAAGCUCAUCUACUGCAACUGUCAUUGGACGCUGUAGCUUAAAGGGAGUGUGGACCUCAGUGCUUUCUGCCUUCAACUUUUCAGCAUUGUGACCCCAGGGUGGGUGCCACCCCAUCUUUUCCUGCCCCCUCCACCCCCACCCCCCACCUCCAAGAGGUUCGGCCCAUAUCACUGUACCUGGUGCUUGUACAUUUGGAAUUGGUGCCUUCUCCUUUUGGCAACCAUGGUAUCAAUCCUUUUUCUCUUUUAGUGUCUUAUUUCUUCUUUCAAGUUAUUUGCUAGCCAAAGAUGACAUCACUGAGAUUAGGAGACAGGGGAGAGCUUGCUGCAGAUUCUGACAGUGCAGAUUUUAAAUGUCAGGAUAUUAGGAUAGCUGGCGCUGGUUUAUGAAAGCUGCACGUUGUUCCACGUUCUCUCGGUGUGCCUGGCCCUUUAAGUGGCACACUGUAUGUCAGUUUGUGUCCUUCAUGUGCCGAUGUGAUCACACAAACACCAUCCACUCUCUUUUCAUAUCAGAGUACAGGACAGAGAAGUGAUCAAUGUGUUGGUCUAGUGAGACUGAGAUGAAAAGAAAGAACCUACAAAGUGGUCUGUAAUGCCUUUUGGUUGGACUGGGAACAAGUAAAAAGUUCUAAUAAACAUUUUGAGACUUCCAGAA
This is a messenger RNA of Piliocolobus tephrosceles (Ugandan red Colobus), 3040 nucleotides long. RefSeq names its product REST corepressor 1 (gene RCOR1). The transcript has 12 exons. Gene Ontology annotation, biological process: negative regulation of DNA-templated transcription; regulation of transcription by RNA polymerase II. The record is from RefSeq and is a predicted model, not a curated record. Gene Ontology annotation, molecular function: transcription corepressor activity. The coding region runs from base 284 to 1726 and encodes 480 amino acids. Gene Ontology annotation, cellular component: transcription regulator complex; histone deacetylase complex. NCBI's taxonomy places the organism in Eukaryota, Metazoa, Chordata, Mammalia, Primates, Cercopithecidae.